Messenger RNA from Andrographis paniculata, 1119 nucleotides. Its product is annotated as protein MRG1-like. Gene Ontology annotation, cellular component: nucleus; histone acetyltransferase complex. NCBI's taxonomy places the organism in Eukaryota, Viridiplantae, Streptophyta, Magnoliopsida, Lamiales, Acanthaceae. The transcript is spliced from 10 exons. The record is from RefSeq and is a predicted model, not a curated record. Bases 22 to 972 code for a protein of 316 amino acids. Gene Ontology annotation, biological process: chromatin organization; regulation of DNA-templated transcription.
AUAGCUCAGAAAAAGUAAAAGAUGAAGGAAAUGAACAGUGCUGGGGGUACCAAGGGCUCCACCUCCGUCUCCGCCGGCGCAACCGUCGACAAAUCGAUGAAGGAGGAAGACGUCGAUUCCAGCCCCUUUCACGAAGGGGAAAAGGUCCUUGGUUUUCAUGGCCCCUGCCUUUACGAUGCCAAGAUUCAAAAGGUUGAAUUUCGUAAGGAUGAAUGGAGGUACUUUGUUCAUUAUCAUGGAUGGAACAAACACUGGGACGAAUGGCUCGGUGUUGACAGCCUUUUGAAACGUACUGAAGAGAAUGUUCAGAAGCAAAAGGAGCUAAAAGAAAUGCACUCAAGGCCUGGACGUCUAUCACAAGAUAAAACUAAAACUCCGGCCGGGGUUAGAGGCAGGAAGCGGAAGAAUGAAACCGUUGACAAAGAGGUUGCUCCACCUGUCGAGAAGGUGAAUAUCCAAAUUCCAUCUACCUUGAAGAGACAACUGGUCGAUGACCAUGAAUGCAUAAUACAUCUCGGCAAGCUUGUGAAGCUUCCUUGUUCUCCUAAUGUUCAUGAGAUAUUGAGCAAGUUUCUCGACUUCCAGAUGAAUAAAGAUGGCAUAAUAGUUGACCCGGUUGUAGAGGUCGUCGACGGGCUUCGCUCGUACUUCGACAAAGCAUUACCCGUAAUGCUUCUCUACAAACAGGAGCGCCGACAGUAUCGAGAAGCGAUCACCGAUAAUCUCUCCCCGUCCAGUGUCUACGGAGCUGAACAUUUAUUAAGACUCUUCGUGAAAUUGCCGGAGUUACUGUCGUGUAUGCACAUCGAAAAGGAAGCUUUAACCGAGCUGCAGCAACGAUUGCAUGAUAUUCUCAGGUUCCUCCAGAACAACCAAUGUGCGUUUUUCCUUUCGAAUUACGAGAAGCCGCCGUCAUCGUCGUCGUCGUCGGACGGGUCUCCGACCACGGUCAAGCAAGAAGAUGAUAAAUAAGUCGGAAAUUGGAAUAGAGAAUGGUAUUAUUAUGUAAGUAGUAGAAGUAUCGUUUUGCAUAUGAUAUGUGAUUGUGGUUACAUAUGUCUUGUUUGAAUUUGGAUUCUCAUCAUCGAAAACUCUACUUAUGAAUUAGCUCCUUGUAUA